AUGAGUUCGUUUUCCAACUUUAAUGUAGUUACAUUAGAAAAUGGGAAUAUUUUAACGUCGGAAAACGGCGAGAUAUGUUUACAAAGCAUUUCUGAUGGAAGCUUAUGUUUUGUAAAACCAACGCAAGAAAUAAUAAAUGCUUUUAAUACGCAAUCCUGUGAUGAAGCAGUGGGACAAACAGAUGACAAUUUGGAAACAUCGACAGAAUUAAGUUGUUCAUCAUUUGAUUCCUAUGUAAAAAAUGAAAAUAAACGUAUAAAGUGGUCAAAAAGUGCCAUUUUAAUGUUAAUUGAUUUAAGAAUAAAAUAUGACGAAGAAUUCAAAUCUACUAUCAAUAAAAAUGAGAUAACUUGGAAACGUAUUGCACAAGAAUUAAAACAGAAUGUAAAAGACAAUAGAGGUGACAAAGGUACUGGCGAAGAAGCCCUUGAUUUUCCAUACUAUGAAGAAAUGGAUAACUUUUUAGCAAAAAAACACAACGUUAAACCAAUAGCAAUAGCAGCUUCACUUAGAGGUGAUACAAUGUCUAAUGAACAUAAUGCAGAGGUAUUAGAAGCAGCCCAAAGUUCCAAAGAAAAAGGCAGUAAAGUGAAAUCGAAAAUGGGUAAUAUUCAACCUAAAAAAACAGGCCUUCUCACCAUCUGGGAUGAAAUGAAAAUGACAAAUAAAGAAAGGGAAAUAAACAGAGAUCGUCGGCACCAGGAAAUACUAGCUGUUAGAAACAGGGCAGUCGACGUGUUCAGUGAUAAAAUGAAUUUGCUGUUGGAAAAAUUUAAAAAAUAA
Molecule: messenger RNA, 783 nt
Organism: Psylliodes chrysocephalus
Lineage: Eukaryota; Metazoa; Arthropoda; Insecta; Coleoptera; Chrysomelidae
Source: the annotation of a GenBank genome assembly